Messenger RNA from Arachis ipaensis, 771 nucleotides. RefSeq lists its product as uncharacterized. The record is from RefSeq and is a predicted model, not a curated record. NCBI's taxonomy places the organism in Eukaryota, Viridiplantae, Streptophyta, Magnoliopsida, Fabales, Fabaceae.
AUGGAAAAGGAAACCCUGAGACCUUAUAUGCCAAAAGUCCCAUAUCCUCAAAGGCUCAAGGGAAGCACCAAGGAGAAGAAAUACUCUAGAUUCCUAGAUAUAUUCAAAUCACUCCAUAUUAACAUCUCCUUCAUUGAAGCUCUCCAACAAAUGCCACUAUACAUCAAGUUCAUGAAGGAGUUGCUGUCCAGAAAAAGUCCCUUAAAAGGAGGACAAACAGUGGUGAUGACCAAGGAAUGCUGUGCUCUCAUUCAAAGGGACUUACCAACAAAGAAAAAGGAUCCAGGAAGCUUCCAUAUCCCUUGCACCAUAGGUGAUAUGAUGAUUGAUAGAGGAUUCUGCGACCUUGGAGAAAGUAUAAAUCUGAUGCCCCUAUCCCUCAUGAAGAAGCUUCAGAUUAAUGAGUUGAAGCCUACAAAAAUAGUCCUUCAAUUGGCUGACAAAUCUUGCAAACAAGCACUCGGAGUUAUAGAAAAUGUGUUGGUGAAGUUAGGAAAAUACUUUCUCCCUACAGACUUUGUCAUUCUUGAUAUGGAAGAGAACCACCUUUAUCCCAUCAUUCUCGGAAGACCAUUCCUAGCUACAGCUAGAGCACUAAUAUAUGUUGAAAGGGAGAAAUUGAUGCUAAGAAUACAUGAUGAGCAGCUAGUUUUCCAUAUCUUCAAGACCAUGACUAACAUCCCUCAAGAGAAGAAAUGCAUAAAGAUUGAUUCUGGAGAAGCAAAGGGAGCAACCAAAGAAUCAAAAUCAGAGCCUCUGAAUUCACCUUGA